GGGGAUAGCUGUGACAGGCAGUAGUUUAAGGAAAGACUGCAGGGAACAGAGCGGUGAGAGAUAAAGCAGGAGACCUGACUGACACCAAAAAGCUCUGUUGAGGCAAAUCUUUACUGCAGAGCCUGGGCAAAGUGCUGAGGGGAUAAAUCAUGGGGGUGUGCAAUGAACAAGGGGCGGACCCUGGAGCCAGAGACCGGUCAUAUGAUGAUCAAAGACAGAAAAGGAGGGUCCCCCUCGCAGUCACCGCACCCCCUUUGUCCCAUCGCAGACAACUCAGCAAGAGAAAAUACAUGAUGUUUGUGGUGGGGGGAUGGACCCAGGAGGACCCAUCCUGUUUGGUAGAGCAGUUCUGUCCUGAGUACAAUGAGUGGCGGGCUGCAGCACGCAUGGUCAACAAUCGUGGCAAAGUGGCCGUGGGCACGCUGGACGGCAUGAUCUACACAGUGGGGGGGGGAGGACCACAUCCGCUGUUACAGCAGUGUGGAGAGAUAUAACCCCAACACAGACAGCUGGAGCACAGAUGUAGCACCCUUGAGCAGCCCCCGCAGCGGAGUGUGUCUGGUGGAGAUGGACGGAUACCUGUACGCCAUUGGAGGACACGAUGGCAUCGCUGCUAUUAAUACUGUGGAGAGGUAUGACCCGAGAAUGAACACAUGGAGCAAGCAGGCAGCGAUGCUGGGCAGACGCAGUGGGGGGGUGGCUGCUGUGCUGCAGGGUCAGCUGUAUGUGAUGGGGGGCAAUGAUGGGGUGAUGGCUCUCAACUCAGUGGAGCGAUACAACCCUGUAGACGGUACCUGGUCGAUAUGCGCCCACAUGCUGAGUCCCAGGGAGAACGCGGGCUGCGCCGUGUACCUGGGACACAUCUACGUGUCCGGAGGCAGAGACGAGCUCAACCUGGAGCUCUGCGGAGUGGAGAGGUUUGACCCGGACAACAUGAGGUGGACUCCUGUCAAACGCAUGAGGAGCAAGAGGGACAAUAUGUCCCUUGUAGUGUUCAAUGGAGCCUUGACGGCUGUUGGAGGCUCUGAUGGUGUCACCAAUCUGAAAACAAUUGAAGUGUACUGUCACGUAACCAACACAUGGAGACACUUUGGAAGCAUGAAGAGCAAGCAUCCAGGAGGCAGAGUGGCUGUGCUAUGCUGAGACUCGACAAUGUUCAUAUUAUAUGAAUAGGACAGAGGUGUUAGAGAGAAAUAGUCUAAUGGAUGUACGCCUGGCUCCACAGACACAUUGUGAUAUGGUUUAAGUAAGGCUGCAUAAUGGCCGCAUAAUUGAAGAGUUCACUCUAAAAUAAGACAUCGCUGCAUUACCCAAAGCUGCAGCUGCCGGUACAAAAUGACUACACGUAAUAAAUUAGAGGACAUUAUAGGCUAGGACAUUUUCAUUAAAGUUAUGGGUCUUUUUAUGUGUCGAGCUUAAAAACAUACCCUAUUUUAGAAGGAUGAAUCAGCAGCAAAUAAGUUUCAGGUGUUAUAUGUAUUUGUCAGAGAGUUGGAUUUAGAAAUAGAUUGCACCAUAAUAAUAGCCAGACCAGCACUGGAUGUUUAAUAUAUUAGCAAAAUCAUCAGCCUUGCAAUUAAAACAAAUGUCAGAGUGCAAUGUUCAAAGUGUUAGAGUUUAAAAAUAAUCACUGGUGUUUCACAAAAUAAAAUACCACUUGUAAAUAUAUUGAUUUGCAUGUAAGAAAGUAACAUGUAUGAGCCAGAAAGAUGGAGGUGAUUGGAUUCUUUUUUUGGGUUAAAGCAGGAUUCAAGUGACAGGAUACACAAUCUUUUGAGCAUUGAGUAUUUUAGUCAAUUUCAGCCUUGAUGUUUUGUAGAGGGAUAUUUUGAAGGUGAAAAACUCAGUUGGCUCUUGGAAGUGGAGAAAGCUACUGAAUAUUUUAGAAAUAUGGGCUUGUAAAGCAGCAUAAUGAUACAGAGUAAUGAUGUGAUUUAUAUGUUAUGAGCCUUUUGGAAUUGCUACAAAAAAAAUUCUGUGUUUGAAUUGUAGAUGUUCAUCAUAUUUCUAUAUGUUGUAUGUACACUUAGCAUCUGGGAAUAUCUGUGCUGCUAUCAUAUUUUCAAAUAGCCCUUCAGCAUUGACUGUAAACAUAUUAGUCUAUCAUAUUUCAUAAUUUAGCGUGUGUAAACAUUUACCAAAAGGCACUGCAGCCACAGAACUGGUAAGAAAAUGGGCUGGAUCAAGUUGUGGAAAAGAAAUCUGUGGGAAUGAAGAUCCUGAGUGAGUUAAACGAAUGAGUGAGAUCUGUCUGUUGGCAUGGGAAAGCAUAAGUGGCUGUGUGGGCUUUGAAAUGAUGACGCUCAGAGCUCUUUCCCCUGGAGAAUAAUGGGCUGAAAUGUGGAGAGGCUGAGCACAAGGAACGCACAAGGAACGCACACAGAGCGACGCGGCUUUUCCGGAGAGACACACAACCCAGCGGUGUCUCCCUAUAGUCACUUGGCGAACACAGAAUGAAUAUUUUUUUCAAUAUGAGGGGGACGAUUGUGAGACAAAUAGCAGAGGACAGAGCUCUUGCAGGUAUGUUUUUAACAAAUGAAACAUAACAGAUGUUGCCUAAAAGUGAUUGUUGAUUACUAUAAGUUAACUGGGCUUUGCAUGCACUGUGUGUAUCCCCUAUUAUUGAUGUUGAAUAUAUCAAGAAUAAUCAAUAAAUAACUUGUUAUGUU
This is a messenger RNA of Gymnodraco acuticeps, 2669 nucleotides long. Its product is annotated as kelch-like protein 20. Lineage: Eukaryota; Metazoa; Chordata; Actinopteri; Perciformes; Bathydraconidae. The transcript has 8 exons. The record is from RefSeq and is a predicted model, not a curated record. The coding region runs from base 568 to 1143 and encodes 191 amino acids. Gene Ontology annotation, molecular function: protein binding.